This is a messenger RNA of Neurospora hispaniola, 837 nucleotides long. RefSeq lists its product as uncharacterized. The coding region runs from base 1 to 837 and encodes 278 amino acids. NCBI's taxonomy places the organism in Eukaryota, Fungi, Ascomycota, Sordariomycetes, Sordariales, Sordariaceae. The transcript has 6 exons. The record is from RefSeq and is a predicted model, not a curated record.
AUGAAGCUCUCAAGGUUCUUCUUUUGCUGGGUCUCUUGGGCUUCUCUGCUGCUGGCUUGCAUCGGCCCCAGCGUGUCUGGUGGAACACGGAGCAACAUUGUGGAUGCCCAGUGCUCCGUGUAUCAUAUCCACAAGUACAAGCUUCAAAGGAAUCCUGAACCGGCAUUUGGUCUGCCCGUGGGGGAGCAAGGUAUCCCGCAAGUCUAUAAAGUUGAGGAGAUGCGGUGUGAUGGGACGAAAACUCGCGAGCAAUCUGAUUACGAGCUGAUCCCUACGAAUCCGUCACAUAGCAAUCGAUCCGUACCUGCCGAACUUCACGCAGAUUCUGCCAGAUACCCGACACUACUCCGGGCGCGACUAAUUAUCAAGCACCUCAUAGCUCCUGGCUACCUUACUUCAGAAGUUGAGGAUGGCAACCCGCCUGGAUAUCUCUCUAAGAUACCACCUAUCUUGCGGGGCGCCAAGUCAGCCAAGAAUUUUCCUUUUCCUCUCUUUGUUUCUUCAAGCCCACAGGCAAUUUGGUACACUUUGCUUCGCUUCCUCCUCGUCAAGCUCCAGCACUUGGAACAAUUUUGUCACCCCGUUACAACUGAAGGGAACCGAUCAACCGAAGCCACGAGCUACGGUAGCACUCAGAGGUCGGUACCAUACAACAUAGUCCGUCUCUCUGUGGCUUGGACUAUCUCCCAGCUGUAUCCUUACGAUGAUAAAUGGAACACAUUGGCGGUUUCUAUUUACCCAACUUGCUCUCAAACUUUGACGUCUACACUAGAAGCACAGGACACACUGCAAGGUACCAACCAUAUGUCAGGUUUGCAUCCUAAGGUCGUCCAAUGA